AUACUCGAAUUGUCACUGCUUCUUGUGAUGAAACUAUGAAAGUAUGGGAUGUUGAACAAAAGACGUGCCUCAGGGAGCUAAGGGAUCACGAGGACCGGGUUGAAACUGUUUGUUCUCAUCCUACUAAUGAUGAUAUAAUCGUCUCUGGUUCAAAAGAUGGAUCCUUUCGUCUUUGGGACUUGAGAUGCAAUUCAAUUACUGUUGUUGGAAAUGCACACCGAUAUCAAAGUUAUGGACAAGUUGAAGCCAUGAGAAUUACAUCUGUUCUUUGGCUCAAGGAUCAAGUCUCCAUAGCCACCGGUGGAUCAAAAGAUAGUGUGCCAAAAAUUUGGGAUAUCAGAAGUUUGGAUCGUGAUGUCUCACCCAUAGGUCCUCUUCCUCAGCCAGCAGGACAGCAAAGAUUAGAGGGUAUAACUAGCUUGUCGCAAGAUGACCGCGGAACUUUACUCUCAGCCUCCUGCAAGGAUAACCGAAUUUAUCUAUAUAAUACACUUCAACUUGAAAGGGGGCCUUUAAGAUCCUAUGAAGGUGGUACUUUAUCAUCUUAUAUGAAGGCUGCAAUUAGCCCUGAUGCAUUGAACAUAGCUAGCGGUUCUAAGGAAGGAAAUAUAUAUAUUUCGAAGGUCAACAAGCCUCAUGAGCAACCUACUAUUUUGUUUCCGCGCGCUGGAGAAAAUGCAUCCUUAGUUGACUGGUCCUUCUCCGAGUUUGGAAAAUUAGCAACUGCUGGUGAACACAUAGUUCGAAUAUGGGAUCAAGAUCAUCCAGAAAUGGAAUAAAGAAGUUUAAAUUCCAGGAAGAAAAUCAUCUGUUGAGUUUAUUACUAUCAAAUUUUUGUGAAGUUGGAGGAGGCUAAAAGCCAAAAACAUGUAAAUCUGGAAUUUUUUGUUUUUGCUUCUGCUGAUUUGCUAGAGUGAGACAAAGGGGGCUUGUACUAUAUCUACUUGAUGAAUGAGUAUCAUGAUUUUUUACUAUAUUUGCAUGGACCUUUAGUGCCUUAAAUGAAGAACUCAUCCUUUGUAGGUAAAAUGUACA
This is a messenger RNA of Trifolium pratense (red clover), 1035 nucleotides long. RefSeq names its product denticleless protein homolog A-like. Gene Ontology annotation, cellular component: nucleus. NCBI's taxonomy places the organism in Eukaryota, Viridiplantae, Streptophyta, Magnoliopsida, Fabales, Fabaceae. Gene Ontology annotation, biological process: proteasome-mediated ubiquitin-dependent protein catabolic process. The record is from RefSeq and is a predicted model, not a curated record. Bases 36 to 779 code for a protein of 247 amino acids. The transcript is spliced from 12 exons. Gene Ontology annotation, molecular function: protein-macromolecule adaptor activity; protein binding.